AGAACUGCAGUUCCAAAGAGAGUCGAUAAUGGCGCGUGGAGUGCGUUGUAAAACAGUAGAACAGUCACUAGUAGCACUAGCAAGAACACACGCUGCUAUCCCAUCGUUCAAAAACAAAUCAGCUUCUGGCAGCCAUUUAUCCAGCGAACUAAAUAUAUAUAUUUUUCUUUACAGAGGAGGCUUUAUCCACCACAAUUUAGCCGCUAGUGUCACCUAGUUGGCACGUCUACGUUUUAAUUUCUAGCUAGCUAGUUAGCUAGUAGCUACUUGAACUAGCUAACGUUAGUAAAGUUGGCUAACUUUAGAUUUCUAGGUAGCUACUUUAUCGACCACAUUUAGUUUGAAUACCCAGCCAGGAUGCCUGAGAUAAAAGUUACACCACUGGGUGCUGGACAAGAUGUUGGCCGUAGCUGUAUCCUUGUCUCUAUUGGGGGCAAAAACAUUAUGCUUGACUGUGGGAUGCACAUGGGCUUCAAUGAUGACAGAAGAUUCCCAGAUUUCUCUUACAUAACACAACAAGGACGCCUGACAGAAUUCUUGGACUGUGUAAUUAUCAGUCAUUUCCACUUGGACCACUGUGGUGCUCUGCCGUACAUGAGUGAGAUGGUGGGCUACGAUGGCCCCAUCUACAUGACCCACCCCACCAAGGCCAUCUGCCCUAUCUUGCUGGAAGACUUCAGGAAGAUCACUGUGGACAAGAAGGGCGAAACCAACUUCUUCACAUCCCAGAUGAUCAAGGACUGCAUGAAGAAAGUAGUCCCUUUGAACCUCCACCAGACUGUCCAGGUAGAUGAUGAGCUGGAGAUCAAGGCUUACUAUGCAGGCCACGUCCUAGGAGCUGCUAUGGUGCAGAUCAAAGUAGGAUCUGAGUCUGUGGUCUACACUGGUGACUAUAACAUGACGCCAGACAGACAUUUAGGGGCUGCGUGGAUCGAUAAGUGUCGGCCAGACAUCCUCAUCUCAGAGUCCACCUACGCCACCACCAUCCGUGACUCCAAGAGGUGCAGGGAGAGGGACUUCCUGAAGAAAGUACACGAGACAGUGGAGAGAGGGGGGAAGGUUCUGAUUCCGGUCUUUGCCCUGGGUAGAGCUCAGGAACUGUGCAUUCUAUUGGAAACAUUCUGGGAGCGGAUGAACAUGAAGGCCCCCAUCUACUUCUCCACGGGGCUCACAGAGAAAGCCAAUCACUACUACAAACUCUUCAUCACCUGGACCAAUCAGAAGAUCAGAAAAACCUUUGUACAGAGAAACAUGUUUGAGUUCAAACACAUUAAGGCCUUUGAUCGCUCCUACGCAGACAACCCUGGACCAAUGGUGGUCUUUGCCACCCCAGGAAUGCUGCAUGCUGGUCAGUCUCUACAGAUAUUCAAGAAGUGGGCUGGCAACGAGAAGAAUAUGAUCAUUAUGCCUGGGUAUUGUGUGCAAGGCACCAUCGGACACAAGAUCCUGAAUGGUCAAAAGAAACUGGAGAUGGAGAAUAGACAAACGUUGGAGGUGAAGCUGCAGGUGGAGUACAUGUCGUUCAGCGCCCAUGCAGACGCUAAGGGCAUCAUGCAGCUCAUCCGCAUGGCAGAGCCUCGCAACAUGCUGCUGGUGCACGGAGAGGCCAAGAAGAUGGAGUUCCUCAAGGACAAGAUCGAGCAGGAGUUCACCAUCAACUGCUUCAUGCCAGCCAACGGUGAGACCACCACUGUGAUCACCAACCCCAGUGUCCCAGUGGACAUCUCACUCAACCUGCUCAAGAGGGAGAUGGCCCUUGGAGGCCCCUUACCUGACCCGAAAAAGCCUCGUACCAUGCACGGGACCCUGAUCAUGAAGGAUAAUAGUCUUCGGCUGGUCUCUCCAGAACAGGCUCUCAAGGAGUUGGGCCUCAACGAGCACCAGCUCCGCUUCACCUGCCGAGUACAGCUCCAGGACCCACACAGUGACCCCGACACUCUCAGCAGAAUCUACACACACCUCAAGAGUGUGCUGAAAGGUUAUACCAUCCAGCACCUCCCAGACGGGACCGUCAUGGUGGAGUCUAUUGUGAUCAAGGUGUCCUCCUCAGCUGAAGAGCCCAACACCAAGGUGCUGCUGCUGUCCUGGAGCUACCAGGAUGAAGAUCUGGGGAGCUUUCUGUCUACUCUGCUGAAGAAAGGACUUCCAUCAGGGCUGUCUUCAAUAUGACGUAGUUCAGAUCGGUGGCAGGAGGCAGAGCGUUGGGCCAGUAAUCGAAAGGUCGCUGGUUUGAAUCCUUGAGCCGAGUAGGUGAACAUUUUUUCUGUGCCCUUGAGCAAGGCACUUAACCCUAAUUGCUCCUGUAAAUCGCUCUGGAUAAGAAUGUCUGCUAAAUGACUCAAAUGUAAACUAUCCCAAUGUGUAGCUUACUGUAAAGGUUAGUCUCAAUGUUGUACAAAGCUGAUUUGAAUAAAUCUUUUUAUAAGAAGGUG
Salvelinus namaycush (lake trout) is the source of this 2432-nucleotide messenger RNA. RefSeq names its product integrator complex subunit 11 (gene ints11). Gene Ontology annotation, biological process: snRNA processing. The coding region runs from base 358 to 2169 and encodes 603 amino acids. The record is from RefSeq and is a predicted model, not a curated record. Lineage: Eukaryota; Metazoa; Chordata; Actinopteri; Salmoniformes; Salmonidae. Gene Ontology annotation, cellular component: nucleus. The transcript is spliced from 17 exons.